Molecule: messenger RNA, 2607 nt
Organism: Sceloporus undulatus (fence lizard)
Lineage: Eukaryota; Metazoa; Chordata; Lepidosauria; Squamata; Phrynosomatidae
Gene: ZIC5
Product: Zic family member 5
Exons: 2
Coding region: 44-1528 (494 amino acids)
Biological process (GO): regulation of transcription by RNA polymerase II; central nervous system development
Cellular component (GO): nucleus
Molecular function (GO): RNA polymerase II cis-regulatory region sequence-specific DNA binding; DNA-binding transcription factor activity, RNA polymerase II-specific
Source: RefSeq, a predicted model, not a curated record
GCUGGCCCAGGGCAGGGCUCCCCCCCUCGGCCUGCAUGCGGCCAUGAGUUGCAAGAGGAGGAGCCCCAGCCUGCGCUUGGCCGACUUGGCCGCUUUGCACGUCGGAGGAGCUGGCGGAGGAGGACCAGGGGGCUUCCCCCACUUGCUCCGGGGGGACCUGGCCUCCGCGGACCCCUUCGGGCCCCAGUCCCUGGCCCAGGCCGCCCCGGAGCCCGCCUAUUCCUCCGGCCGUCGAGGGGAGCAGCAGCCCCAGCAGCAGCAGCAGCAGCAGCAGCCUUCGCCUCUCCCUCCUCCUUCGCCCAUGUUCAUCUCCUCGGCCGGCACCUACGGCGGGGAGCCCCACGGAGGCGCCUUCCCGGGCCUCCCCCACGACCCUCCGACGGGACCGCAGCACCCGCUCAACGGCCAGAUGCGGCUGGGGCUAGCCGUGGCGGCGGCGGCGGCAGCCGCGGCAGAGUUUUACGGCCGCGUGGAGCCCUUCCGAGGGCCCUCCGCCGUCGAGGCCUCCGCCUACGGACCCCCGACGGCCCACGGCUACCCGGUCAACUUGGCGGCGGCGGCGGCCGCUUUGCAGCAACAACAGCACCAACAGAAUUCGCACUCGCAGCCUCCCAGCCACCCGCAGCCUCCCCCCGCCGGCCCUGCCUCCGCCGCCGCCGCGGCCGCCGCCUUCCUCCGGUACAUGCGGCAGCCCAUCAAGCAGGAGCUGAUCUGCAAGUGGCUGGAGGCCCCCUUCGCCUCCCCUCCCUCGGGGGCGCCCCCUCCGCCGCCGCCCUGCUCCCAGACCUACGGCACCAUGCACGAGCUGGUCAACCACGUCACGGUGGAGCACGUCGGGGGCCCCGAGCAGAGCAGCCACGUCUGCUUCUGGCAGGAGUGCCCCCGGCAGGGCAAGCCCUUCAAGGCCAAGUACAAACUCAUCAACCACAUCCGCGUCCACACCGGAGAGAAGCCCUUCCCCUGCCCCUUCCCCGGCUGCGGCAAGGUCUUCGCCCGCUCCGAGAACCUCAAGAUCCACAAAAGGACCCACACAGGGGAGAAGCCUUUCAAAUGUGAGUUUGAUGGCUGCGACAGGAAGUUUGCCAACAGCAGUGACAGGAAGAAGCACUCCCACGUCCACACCAGCGACAAGCCAUACUUCUGCAAGGUCAGGGGCUGCGACAAGUCCUACACGCACCCAAGUUCUUUGCGCAAGCACAUGAAGAUCCACUGCAAGUCCCCUCCGCCUUCUCCCACCCACCGAGGACCUCAUGGCUACCAUCCUUCGGGGACAUCCCUCCGCGACCCACUCUCCCCAAUCCAGGACUCUGGCAGGGCUGGCCGUCCUGCCAACCUUUCUCCUCAGGUCACCAACCUCAAUGAGUGGUAUGUCUGCCAGGCAAGUGGAGCAGUACCCAACCACCUUCACACGCCAUCCAGCAAUGCCACCUCUUCGGAGGAGGAAGAGGAAGAGGAGGAGGAGGAGGAGGAGGAGGAGGAGGAGGAGGAAGAGACUUACAGGAACUCUGAAGCCAGGACUGUUCACUAGAACUAGGAGGGAGGUAGAACCCGCCUUUUUGGAUGGCAAACCCACAGAAGGCCAUCUUGGUUCACGUGGGCUAUUUAUUCAUUAUAUGAAACCCUAUGGUGUUUGUACAUGUAAUUAAUUUAAUUAAGACGUUGGACUUGCCUCUCUUUUUUUUAAAUUUUAUUUUAUUAAAGAAGAAGACUCUUUAGGGAAAUCCCAUGAAGUUGGACUGUAAAAGUGACCCACCCUUUCCGCCCCCAAAUGUAAAGAAGACACCAGAGAGUUGUUCAGUGUGCACUUCUUGAUCUGAAGUUUACGCAUUGCCGACAUGACCACUGAUUGCAAUAGGUUUUCCCCCCCAAAAUAAAUCUAGGAAUAUGGUGUUUUUUAUUGGUUUUCAAAAACGUUUCAAACAAAUAUACAUAUAAGUCUUCUUUUUGUUAAGCAUUCACCCAGUUUCCCCCCCAAAACAAUAUUAGAUUUAAACAAACUUUUAAUCAGCCUAUCACUUCCUUAAGUAAUCCCUCUGGCUAGGAAUAUGGCUUUUGAAUGUAAUUAGGAAGCUAUUGGCCUUCCUCUGUGCCAGGUGUAAUACUGUAUUUUUUUGUCCACCGGCUUUUGAAAGGUACGUUCUUCUAUGCCUCUGCCCCAUCAUUAACGCCUAUGAAGCCGCCACCUGAUUCUUUCUGUCCAAAUAUUGUAUAUGUAUAAGAAUGUAUACAUACAGUUCAUUGCCUUUGUAUCUGGAUUUCCUGAAGAUCUCAAAACUGAAAGCCUAAAUGUAGCCUUUGGGUUGCACUUUGCAGCACGCUAAAACACAUGUCCAAACUUGCAUUAAGUGUGUACCCUGACGGAUCAAUGCUGUAUAAACAUGUUUACUUGGAAGAUUGGCCCAUUGUUUUAAAUGGAACUCACUUCCAAGUAAAUGAAGGUGGACAGGAUCAUAGAAAUAGCUGGACAGGAUUUUAUUUUGCAGAAACCCUUGUGUAGUCUUGUUCAGUUUGUUUUCUUUUGCCCACCUGAACUGCGCAUGUUUAUUCAGAAUAAAGUAACUCCAGCCUGACAUGACUCCAUUUUAAUAUUUAAAAAAAUCUUCCCAG